Haliotis rufescens (red abalone) is the source of this 2967-nucleotide messenger RNA. RefSeq lists its product as uncharacterized. The transcript has 6 exons. Lineage: Eukaryota; Metazoa; Mollusca; Gastropoda; Lepetellida; Haliotidae. Bases 453 to 1292 code for a protein of 279 amino acids. The record is from RefSeq and is a predicted model, not a curated record.
CACUGUGCCAUAGUCUGGCGAGCGCUUUACGUUAAGCGUGUUGGCUCUAACGCUAUUGUACGCUGGCUCUCCGCUCGGAGGCCCAUUAAUCUGCACAGAAGGGAGAGGCGUUUCGCUGUUACGCUAGCCCAUUGGACGAGCAGUCGAGUGUGUGUACGCUUGUGUUAUUUUAUAAACUGGCGACGGACUGCGUAUGUAUAUAUUCCUUGCUCACUUCACAAAGCAAAGGGCACUACGGCAAGCGCCUUUUAAUAAGUCAACAAAUAGUCGAUAGAUACAGCGAAGCGUUGCAAGAGUUUGUAGAACUGGUGGAAUCGCAGGAAUUAGCUUUGGUACCAGAAGACCGGAUUUAGAAGUGGUGAUUUCCUUGGAUUGUACCGUCUUCAUCAGACCUGAGACAGUUUACCCAUCAGACGACGAGUGAUUUAGCAGACGAUGGUGACGGGAAAACGAUGUGGUGGGUGAUAGCAGUUUUAGGCAGGCCGGUGGAUCGUACCCUUCUUGCAGCUCUGACUGUCGUCUGCACACUUGUGGUAUGUGGGGUGAAGGGAGAAUGUCCCCAGGAUGUCAAAUCGCAGGCUUAUAGCUGCUUCACAGACUACAGUAGCCAGUACCAGAACAUGCAGUACUCUCAGCGGAAGAUGUGCUGCGGCGUCGACGUGGAGACAUUGCGCGCCUUCUGCAGCUCCUUCGUGCAAGCUAUGCAGUGUCUGGACCACCUGAAAGGCAGGUGUCCCGCGGAAAAACACAAGCUGAUCGACCAGACCAAGCAGAACUUGAAGGGGGCGGAACAAGGCUUAAGGGACCUUUGCUCAGAUGAUAAUAUAUAUGAAAAGUAUGCCCGUCACCAAAACUGUUUCGCCUUGCAAGGUUACGUGUCGGAAGAUUGCCUCACCAAGUACAUGAACAACAGCAUCCGGCUUAUGUCAAAGGUCAACCGGAAGACGAUAGACGAACUAUGCCGAGAUAUGAGAAACGCCAUGAACUGCAUCAAACCCAAUAUCCAGGCGAUGUGUGGCGUAGAGGCCUCCAAGCUGGUCGAGAUCCUCAUCAAGCCCAUGGUCAGAGACAGCGCCCAGUGUGACUACAACAUUAUACAUAUAGAGUCAACGGAGAAGCCCCAGCAACACCAGCCAGGCCACACGCCAAGCUCAAUGGAUGAUAAAAAUAAGUACAAAAGUAAAUACAUUACAGACAAUGGCAAUGGUGCCUCGUCACUAGUGACGUCACAGAGACUCCCGGCAGCACUAACGGUUUUACUAAGUGUGAUAAUACUGCAGGCUCGACGCUGAUUGGCUAGCGGAGGAAACAGACGCCAUUAUACCAGCCAGCUAUACGGAUGUAACAUAUAUUAUUUUAUCUACUUGAUUGAAAAGCCAAUAAUGUACAAAUAUCAGUGUUGGAAAACAUUUGACCGCCAACUUUACGAAUGUCCACUGUGCAUGUGUUUGAUGGUGACGUGAAACACCUUCUCUCUGAUUAAUAAUCAACUGCGCAUGUCCGUUCUGAUGCAUAUCCGGUUCACGUACUUUGUACACUGACAGAGAUGAUUACAAAAGUCUUGACUACACGUUGUCCCAAACGUGAAAUUUGCAUACGGUGUUUCUUUGCAAAGAUCGUUUCUUACAAUUUAAUCCAACCUUUUUAAAAUGUUUGGAUGUAGUGUGAUCGACAUAUUGGCAAUUAUGCACAUGAUAUCGGGUUUUUUUCUGUAAAAAGAUAAUUAUGUAAUGGUGCCUUCUCAACCCCAGAUCCAUAACCCCGACAUUAUAAAGGAUUUUCGAAAAACGCAAAAUAUUAUUCUGAAACAUGGACCACUAAAGUUUUGUGUUUAAAACAUAUGACAUCUUUCUUAAAUUGUAAAGUAAUUCAAAUAAAUAAUCAAGUUUAAAAUUUCAAAAAUAGAGAAUUAUUAUGAAUGGUUGAACAAAGUCCUCUAAUAUCUUUUAAAAGUAGUGUAGUAUUGUUAUGCCGACCCUGUAUUUUGUUUUUUUAGUCCAGUAGCAAGUGCGUUUGCUCCUUACGCUGAAAUACCAGGUUCGAUUCCUCAUAGGGUUUCAAAUAAUCCAACCCAAAUUCAUUAAGCCCAUUGAAUCUGUAUUCCUGCUUCUCUUGCAUAAUAAGACUGAAAUAUAAUUCAGCCAGUAUAAUUAUAAACCCGAUAUUGUCUGCUAUCAAGGCAUAAUGCUACUGUAGAUUCAACUGAAAUCUCUCCACAUUGUGCUGUCUUAUCAUCCUCGAUGAUCAAGGGCAUCAUAUCAGAAUUCUAUUAAGAUCAUGCUUGGGACUCAUUCGCUGCCAUAGCUUCGUUUUGAGCCCGAUUCUAGUGGAACGAUGCUAAAGAUGGCCGUCCAAUCAAAUUGCUGUGAUGAGCGAUCGCAUAUCUGUGCUAAGCCAUGGAUAGGCGGGUUCGAGAUGGAGAUAGUUAGGAAGCUAUGGGGACAAAUGACGCCAGAGUAUUUAUCUUAAUUGGAUGCUGAUGUUUCUCCCUGGAUAAUCGAGGAUGAUGUCUUAUAUACAUACGGUGGCUUUGUAUUGCCAGAUUUAUGCUUAUGCUCUAUUUAUAUGGACAAAGAGUACAGCUUCGUUCGACAGUUUCAUUAUUAACUAUGCUUUGGUAAAGGAGCCCAGGAUAUGAUGGUUGUAGUUUUUGUGAUUUAGACGUCCCUGAAAUGGAAAUUUUGGUUCAGGAAAACUGUUAUUGUCACAGAUUACCCAAGCAAGUUUCGUCAAGUUUUGUCCCAAGAAGGGAACGUGCGACAUAUUUUAGUAGUUUUUAAUCUGUAUAUUCCCCCUUUUUGAUGACGUCAUCAAUAUUUGCUGUCAACCUCGUUUUCAAAAUGGCGGGUGUUGAACAUUUUCAUGUCAAUAUAUGAUUGCUUUCUUGACAUUGGUGACUGUAUGGUGUAUAGUAUUUAACAUACAUUAUUUGUAAAUACAUUAUUGAAUAAAUUUGAUGAUGUUUUA